CAGUGGCAGUGAUGUGUAACUGGUCGGGACUCUAAAAAAAAAUCAACUGUCAGGUAGUGGCACACGAGCGGCAUCCUGACAUAACCAGUUGUUUUAAAUAGGCCUAUACUCCGCCUCUCGAUAUUUGGUGAAUGCACUGUGUAUAGCAGAUUGGUUCGUACCUGUACCAUCAGAUGGAACUGGUAUUCCCGGGAAAACCAGAUGCAAGCUUGCGUCAUGUGUAACCAGUGGUUAUAAAUAACUAUUGCCAAUCGCUUGGUAUAAAUGGAUGUUGUACGCAGUUAAUACGCAGUCGACUAUCAUUCAAGGCUUACCACGGAUUCUCUCCGGUUUUGACACAUCAGUUGCGGACAUUGUGUAACGGUAGAACAUGGGCAAGAGUAAGAAACAUCCUGAACCAAGGCGGGAGCAAAUCCUGCUUCUAGGCAGUCAAAAUGGUGAAGAGUCCGAAAUUCUUGAUUGGUUGAAGAAAGGCGAGGACCAAAUAGAGUUGUUACAAAGUCCUUACAGGCGUUUUGAUAUUGAGGAGAAGAGCAUCUCUUACAAGGGUGUUUACGUGUGGUAUCCCCCAGGAAUAACUGCAGGUGGUCGAUUGAGUGAUCGAAUUUAUUUGCACGAUUUCUUUAGGAACGCCAUGGCAGUGGUGUACGUUAUCGACAGCAGCGAUAGCCAGGAAGUUGAACGUGCAGAAUUUGAACUUGCUGCGUACCGUAGACACAGGAACCUAAAGGAUGUCCUUAUCAUCGCCAUAGCGACCAAACAGGACAACCCUGACGCCAAGUCGCCUAAACAGCUUGAAGAAAUCAUCAACGAACGCCACCAAGUAAGCCCAAUAAAGGUUUUCCCCGUAGUUGUCGACACCGGUGAGGGCAUCAACGAAUGUUUUGAUUGGCUGGUAGCAAAGGUCGCCGGGCAGUACGACGUGACCGGACCGUGGAAGGAGUUGGCACAGGACGUGUCACAAGAUGGAAAGGCAGGAUUUAACGUCGUCAAGGGAGCAUGGAAGAAAGUAGUUUCGAAGCUCUUCCUCGUCGGCUCGAAAACUAAAUGAAUCAUGAGAACUGCGCGAGACAGCAUAUAAUUAUGAUAAUUGCCGUAUUCAUGCCAACAAGGCCUACUGACAUUUUCAAACGACCGCAGUCUAUUUAGUGUAUUGGCAUGUAUUCAGCGUGCACAAAUAGAUGCACUGUAAUAGUGACAUACUUACCAUACACAUAUACACACGGCUUUGUUGUGGCUUGGGGAUUAUAAUGCCACGUCAAAAAUGCCAGUAUCAGAAUAUUCAGUUCGUGCAUAUGCUGAAAAGGCGCUCUAAAAUGAUGUGUCGUAUUGCAUUGUUUGAAGCGAGCAACCAAAGUUCAUGAUUUGUUCAACUUAGCUGUAUUUUGUUUUGAUACGAUUGAUACAGAAGAUAUUGAAUAGCUAUAACACUAUGCCAGUUGCAUGAUUUAAAACAGCAUUCUGAUAAUGAUGGGUCACACUUUUGGCAAUAAGCUUCCAAAAUGUACCAAGUAUCGAUUAGAGAAGAAUGAACAACUUAUAAUAACCCAAUAAAAAAGAAAUGUGCUUUUUUUAAAAUCGCUGAGUGCCAAAUUGCAAUUGAUCCCCAAACCAUUUGUAAUUGUUCCGAUUAAAGGAAUGCCAGUUAUGAACAAAUUGAUCCUCCGUCAUCUUCAUACUUGCUUUGAUAACUGAGCUACUUUGACUUUUGUGCAAGGGCAAAACUUUGCAAAUUUGUAUACUCUAUUAUCUUCAUAGAUCACGUACAUGUAGAUGGUCAAUCAGCCAUUUUUCUUCUUCAAAAGUUUCAAUUUUUGAUUAGCCCGAUAAACCGAUUUUUUAGUACAGGGUUGGAAGUUCAGGCAGAAGCAAUCCGAUAAGUUCAACGUUUAAUGAAUUAGAGCAAAUUUAAUUACAAAAGCGCCCUAUAUUCAAAAUCAGAAUAGGUGCUAGUCUAACUAUUUAACCAAUAGCUAGUUAAACAUUCUUCUUUAAUCCAUACUUGAUAUUACUCAGAUAUUCCUUGAACGAUAUAAAGUAAGACAGCAUUACAAAUACAUUGUAUCGUAGAGUUUAGUUUAGUUUAAUUCAUUUAUUGUAGGGACAAGUAAACAACGGUACAUACAACACAAAACAGAGUAACUAUACACCCUGCCCUCCUUGGCUUGUCACUUCAAACUGAUCGAGAUUAUACAUAAUGAUUUGAAUGUCCAAAACAAAUACAAUUCAGGAAAAAUACACAAUAUGACGGGAAUAAAUGUUAUUACCGUUAUUUAAACAAAAUAUAAGUUCGUACUUUUUAUGCUUCCGAUAUGAGUUUUGAGGUUUGGAUUUGUCUAUUUGUACAAAAAAAAAAUUAGUUUGGCCUCCUCGAUCAUUGUUACAAAUUCAUGGUGUGAAAAACUAAUGGAAUUAAAAAACGUAAACCUCAAUGCGUUAAACCGUGAACAGGAACACGGAAAGUGCUGUUAGCCUUCACAAGUGUUUAAAUUACAGAGUUUACAAAUACGAAGUGCAGGUGAUGUGCCACUGAAACGACCAGUUUCUAUUUCAAGGGGGAGUACAUCAUUCUUACGUUAGUCUAUGUUAAUCUUUGAAAAUAUUGCGUUAUUCUAAUUACUUUUUUUCAUACCGGUAGCCUUUUGUCGUACAAGUUCAUACUUCGACGAAUUAAAAACUUAUUUCUAAGAUUUUAUAAGAUUCUUGUUAUUGAUAUCUUAUAGCAAGUCUUAUUUUACCAAUAAAUUUGUGGCGAUAAUAAAACUCUA
Molecule: messenger RNA, 2768 nt
Organism: Lineus longissimus
Lineage: Eukaryota; Metazoa; Nemertea; Pilidiophora; Heteronemertea; Lineidae
Exons: 4
Coding region: 371-1051 (226 amino acids)
Cellular component (GO): cytoplasm; microtubule cytoskeleton
Molecular function (GO): GTPase activity; GTP binding
Source: RefSeq, a predicted model, not a curated record